AUGAAGAAGAUUUCUGUCAAAGUGGAGCAAUGCAGAGUUGCCUGCCGCCCUCUUAGGACAAUUGCUAGGCUACUGAAAGUUCCCAUCAUACCCAGUUACCUGUACAGCAUCGAGCAUGAGAAAAAUACUACAGAAAUCCAGACCACCAAGGCAGCACUCACAGCCUCCACCUCAGGAAGCUUCCAGGGCAUAUUCUCUUACUAUGACAACGCUACCAUUCCCAUCACUGGAAAUGUCACCAGAAAUGCCUCCAGGGGCUUCCCAGGGGAGCAGCCAUACAAGGCCACCACACAGCACAUAGUGACCAACACCUCCACUGUCCCUUCGGACUGUCCAAGCAAAGACAAAGACCUCCUGAAUGAAAACGUGCAAGUUGGGCUGCUGUUUGCCUCCAAAGCCACUGUCCAGCUCCUUACCAACCCAUUCAUCGGACUGCUGACCAACAGAAUUGGCUAUCCGAUUCCUAUGUUUGCUGGAUUCUGCAUCAUGUUUAUCUCGACAGUUAGUAAGUAUCUGCUGUUUGCCUUCUGCAUUCCAGUCUUGGAAGGAGCCGUGUCUCCUAUCUUUCAGGGAGCAAAACAUAAGAAUCAAAUGGGUGUUUUCUCCUGUGGGGAGAGGGUACCCGCUUACCAUGGCUGUCUUGUGGAUCUCUCUCUUCCUGUAGUGGGACCACCCUUUGGGAGCGUGCUCUAUGAGUUUGUGGGGAAGACAGCUCCCUUCCUGGUUCUAGCAGCCUUGGUGCUCUUGGAUGGAGCCAUUCAGCUCUUUGUGCUCCAGCCAUCACGGGUGCAGCCAGAGAGUCAGAAGGGGACACCCCUAACCAUCCUGCUGAAGGAUCCAUACAUCCUCAUUGCCGCAGGCUCCAUCUGCUUUGCAAACAUGGGGAUAGCCAUGCUGGAGCCCGCCCUGCCCAUCUGGAUGAUGGAGACCAUGUGUUCCCGAAAGUGGCAGCUGGGCAUUGCUUUCUUGCCAGCAAGUAUCUCUUAUGUCAUUGGAACUAAUAUUUUUGGGAUCCUUGCACACAAAAUGGGAAGGUGGCUUUGUGCUCUUCUGGGAAUGAUAAUUGUUGGAAUCAGCAUUUUAUGCAUUCCUUUUGCCAAAAACAUCUAUGGACUCAUUGCUCCCAACUUUGGAGUUGGUUUUGCAAUUGGGAUGGUGGAUUCCUCCAUGAUGCCUAUCAUGGGCUACCUGGUUGACCUGCGGCACGUGUCUGUUUAUGGGAGUGUGUAUGCCAUUGCGGAUGUGGCCUUCUGCAUGGGGUAUGCUAUCGGUCCCUCUGCUGGUGGUGCCAUUGCGAAGGCUAUCGGCUUCCCUUGGCUCAUGACAAUUAUCGGGAUAGUUGAUAUUGUUUUUGCCCCACUCUGCUUUUUUCUUCGAAGUCCACCUGCUAAGGAAGAGAAAAUGGCUAUCCUCAUGGACCACAACUGCCCCAUUAAAACAAAAAUGUACACUCAGAAUAAUGUCCAGUCAUAUCCCAUCGGUGACGAUGAAGAAUCUGAAAGUGACUGA
Molecule: messenger RNA, 1509 nt
Organism: Cricetulus griseus (Chinese hamster)
Lineage: Eukaryota; Metazoa; Chordata; Mammalia; Rodentia; Cricetidae
Source: RefSeq, a predicted model, not a curated record